AAUCAUUGAUGCUUCCCAGAUACUGCAACUUCCUUGGGCAUGUAUCCGGUCUGGUGACUCGGUGCCGAGUAUGAUAUUUGAGUUCCUACGCUUUAAUUUACCAGAGUAUUAUUACUCUAACACGGAAGCAUCCCAUUGAAGCGCCGUCGAGGGAAUGGGAUGCAGGAAUGAUCCCCAAACUCAAAGUGGAACAACAAAUCUAUGAGGUGACAGUCAAGGACGAAGUGGAUCACACCUUAGAGGUUCUUCUGACAUCUGACGUUCCGGGUCUUGGCGCUACCGGUACUGUUGUUAAGAUACAUCGAAACAGGUUUUGGCGUUAUCUGUAUCCUUUACAGUUGGCUGAACUACCAACGGAAGACCGAGUGAAAUACUUUCACUCCCUGUCAAAGAAAAGUGGACGACCCACCUUAUGCGGGGAUGCUUACGAGUCGGAGCAGCGUUUACGCAACAUGACCCUGUACAUACCAAUGAAUCCAGCAGUCGACUGGCAAUUGAACCCAAAGCAUGUAAAGAUUGCUUUUCGGCGCUAUGGCUUUGUGGUGGACGAAGAAUCCAUUACCCUACCAAGUCAGCCAGUCACUCGGAACUCUUCCGCGUCCCCGUUUACUAUAUCUGUGAAGGCUGUUGAUCUGUCGCCCAGUAACCAGGCAGCAUUGGCUCACUUUGACCGAUACUACACACAGUCCUAUGGUCCUGUCGCCUGGUGUGCCAUGCGUGUGGCGCUUUUGAGUCCACCGACCAAAGUGGCCGUCCUCAAUCGAGCGUUUGAAACAUUUACUGAUGGGAAUGAAGAUUAUGCUAGACGGGAUCGUCUGGACCUGGUGAAGACAUUAUCUGGUUAUCAGUCUUUGCUGAGUCAAUCUGGUUCUACCGUCACUUCAAACACAGACCUUGACGAGGAGGCGACCGUUGCCGACGAACUUGCCGUGGCUGUUGAUCUGUCGCCCAGUAACCAGGCAGCAUUGGCUCACUUUGACCGAUACUACACACAGUCCUAUGGUCCUGUCGCCUGGUGUGCCAUGCGUGUGGCGCUUUUGAGUCCACCGACCAAAGUGGCCGUCCUCAAUCGAGCGUUUGAAACAUUUACUGAUGGGAAUGAAGAUUAUGCUAGACGGGAUCGUCUGGACCUGGUGAAGACAUUAUCUGGUUAUCAGUCUUUGCUGAGUCAAUCUGGUUCUACCGUCACUUCAAACACAGACCUUGACGAGGAGGCGACCGUUGCCGACGAACUUGCCGUGCCCCAUAGUCCAAGACAGUUUAUUGGUCGAGGUGGCAACCCAAUACCCGAAACUGUGAACUUGAAUGAAUUCGUUCCGGUUACUGAAUUUAUUGGUGAAAGUGAAAUUUUCACUAGAGAGUGCGAUCGAGAUGUGGCAUUCGCGCUAACCGACUUACGAACAAACGCCGCUUCCGGAGCCCGGUGGGAUCUCGUUGAUGAAGACUGGAAUCUCCCGGACGCACUUCGAGUAAAAUGUCCUAAACACGGGAAACUGGGCGGUUAUCACAAACCGACAUUUGUGAAUGGACAGUUCGACUUUUAUCCAAUCGACUUGGGUUCGGUGCUGGUAGUUCUGGCUCUCAAUUUGAAUCCCGGUGACACUUUGCUUGAUCUGUGUGCGGCUCCCGGCGGAAAGGCGGUCACUGCGUUGCAAACUCUCAAGCCUCGUCGACUGGUUUGCGUGGAUAAUUCACCUUCGCGUCUGCGACGCCUGCAGCAUGUCCUCAGCACCCAUGGACUCGUGGAUGCCCCUUCGGGCCCCACGGUCGAUGUGGUCCAUGAGUCUGGCUUUCACGAAUUCAUCAAGUCCACUUUGCCUGUAGAAGAACGACUUUUCGACAAAGUUCUUGUGGAUGUCCCCUGCUCCAGUGAUCGACACGCCUUAACAUCAGAUGAGGGCAGCCUUUUUUCGAAAGGCAAGUCGAAGGCACGGGCCAACCUUCCCGAGCUACAGUCGAUGCUACUGCAACGAGGAAUGAGUUUUUGUCGUGUUGGUGGCUCUGUCGUCUACUCAACUUGCACCCUAUCACCUGCACAGAACCAGGCUGUGAUCGAGCUUUGCUUGGACCGUGUCAACAGCGCUGACAAUGGUGCCCGGUUUGCGUUGUCGAGUCUGUUUCCCCUCAUUCGCUUGUUUGAACUGGCCCGACGCGAUCUCGGACUAAGUCUUCUCCCCGUGUUCGCCAGUCAAUCAGCUACUCAGCCAAUGGGUAUGAUUGUCGCCCCGAUCUUGUCAGCAAACUAUGGACCAACUUUUGUUUGCAAACUCAAACGUGUCUCUUAGCGAUAGCUGGUGUAGAAGACUUUGUAAUGUACAUAGAUUCCGUUAAUUUCGUUUCAAGAUUCUAUUUUGUCUCUUUGAAAAAAAUAAACAUGCACA
Opisthorchis viverrini is the source of this 2381-nucleotide messenger RNA. RefSeq lists its product as hypothetical. Lineage: Eukaryota; Metazoa; Platyhelminthes; Trematoda; Opisthorchiida; Opisthorchiidae. The record is from RefSeq and is a predicted model, not a curated record. The transcript has 10 exons. The coding region runs from base 168 to 2285 and encodes 705 amino acids. Gene Ontology annotation, biological process: RNA methylation. Gene Ontology annotation, molecular function: methyltransferase activity.